GGUCGCGGCCCAAGGCCUCAGCAUCCAGCUCUUUCAUACCAACCAUGAUUUUGGCUUUCGGAUUUUGAAUCUCACACAAUCAUAUUGUGUUUAUUCUAAGAUAGCCUCAAUCAUCGUAAAACAGGCUUCAAAGUGCAAUCCCAAGCAUCAGUGAACUUUUCUCGCAAUCGCCUGGAAGCUCAUACCAAAACAACUCGGAAUCCUUGGAUAUGUUCCUUCCAAAAUGAUACUGACUUGCGAGCACAAGGGCCUAAGCCUUAUCUAGGAUGUCUGACUAACGAGCAACUGUCUCUAUCUCCUCAGCUGCAAUCUACAAUCUGGACCACCAAAUCUUUGCCCUAACCGAGAGCUCACGACAAUAGUAAUCCAAGUCUAAACCUCUAUGUACUAGUAUGGAGCAUAAGGCUUGAAUCACACACUUAUGACGCCCAGAACUCUCUCUUUAUCCCAAAAAAGUCGACCGUAAUUUGCGAAACUUGAACAUCAACACAUCCUAAUCUGUAACUAUCCAUGCUCUAUUUUGUUCAAGGUCAUGCGUUGAUUUUUGACAUACAAGGUGUUCCAUCAUUGGCCAAAGCCAUUCACCAUUAUCCCCAAGAACAUACCUUUUCCUUUCCAACUUGCACUUCUCAAUAAGAAAUCUUUACUAUUAACACUUACUUGCACAUUGCACUCUCUCCAAUCCAUACAAUUAACUUACCCACUGAACUUAACCAAGAGGGGGAAAAAAAGGGAAAACAAAGAUCGGAGCCUUUCUCCCUUUAGUUUAACCACAAAUGAAAGACCAAAACUGGAUUGGAUAAAAAAGGACCUACCAAUGACUUCUUCAUUUACUGAUCAAUAUUUCCUCCCCAAAACACAGAAACCCAAGAAAGAAAUAAUAGAAAGAAGAGUGAACAUUGAACAAGAACAGCCAACCCCCUACCAAUCACUAAUAGAACUAUUUAUCCAGCUAAUGUAAAAUCUAUCACUCCCCGAUAUAUUCCUUAUCUUGCACUCAUAACUUACGGAUGCAUAAUCUGCCGGUCCACUGAGCUGUGAUGAUGCACCAGGUACCACCUCCCGUUGUGGAACUCAAACACAUUCGUCACAUGGAACGGCCCGGUCUCCAUCUCAACAUAGGUGUUCAUUGUGACCCAGGCCAUGUCGGUCAGGACCCGAACCCGCACGUCUCGUACCUGAAAGUCGACUCCUUGCUCCCAGUUGAAUGCAAGCUGCCAGCUCUGUAUCACAGCAUUGUACCUAAUGUGAUGACACAACAAGUAGUCUUCCCAGUUUUAGCUAUAGUAGUUCAAUCAAACAGGAAUGGAUGCAGAAAGCUGAUGAGGUAAGUUGGAUUUCAAAACAUGCCAAGAAGGCGAUGGAUCACUUUUUUGGUCAACACGCACAAAGAGAUGGAAAAUAGAACUAUAGGAGCCAAUAAGACACGCUGGUUAAG
This is a messenger RNA of Linum trigynum, 1438 nucleotides long. NCBI's taxonomy places the organism in Eukaryota, Viridiplantae, Streptophyta, Magnoliopsida, Malpighiales, Linaceae. The record is from the annotation of a GenBank genome assembly.